GUGAGAGGCAACAAGCAUUUAUUUGAGAUAGAAAACAAUAGCUUUUUGGGGAAUCACUGACUCAGGCAGAAAACCAAAUAGUGUUCCAAUUAGAAUACAAAGGCAAAGGGUAUUUAUGGAAAGGAAAAGAGUGAACUUACAUCCAUAAAAGGAAAGCAUUUCUAUUGGUGCAGAAAAGCUAACAUAGUGAUGCAAAUUUUAAAAAAUAUUUUUAAUUUUCAGUCCAGUCAUCAUAGUAUCUGUUUUCUUGCUAUGUUUGCAAACAGUUCUUUGGGACACAAUGUUGAUUUAGGCCCGGUCCAAAGGUUAUUUUGCCCUGUUUUAACAUUCCAAAGGUUUGAGGCUUAAGAUGUACAAGGCAAUUCCUCUGGAUGGCUGCUCUGGCUCCAUUUUAAAGUGGCUACAUUUAUAUUAUUUUAAACAAAAUGAUCAUCAUAAUUGUGUAGUAUCUACUAGGUUACAUUGCUCUUGUCUCUUCUGGACUGGAAUUUUCCUACUCUUUUUUUUUACUUGCGAGUGAAGGUCUUGAAGGUGGAUCUGCUUUUACCUUAUUAACACCUUGAGACAAAUUUGGGAGAUAGAGGUGGUGGUGAGCAUUUGGAAACUUCACCUCUGGGCCUAACCCUGCCACUAAUUAUAUGACUUUCAAUCCCUUGCUUCUCUGGAUCCAAUUUUCUUUACUUGUAACAUCAAGAAGUUAACUAAAUUAUUAUCACUAAAAAAAAUGUACAGUUCUAACAUUCUUUGAUUUUUGUUGUUGUUGUUACAGCUGUUCCCUCCUGUUUUUUCCUGGGUUGACUUUCUUCUGUCCAUAAUUUAUUAAGUAUCUUCAUGUUUUUGAGGAUAGGGUCUGGGUUUUAUUCAUCUUUCCCCCAGUAUCUGGCAUAAUAACCAAGCAGGUGAUUUCAAGUUCCUAUUAAGAUACCAUCUUUGGCCCUGACAGGUGGUUAGAGCAGAUUCAGGUCAAGGGCGUGUACCUGGGUUGCAGGUUCCAUCCCGCCUGGCCAGGCGCGUGUAGGAGGCAAUCAAUCGUGUGUCUCUCUUACAAGGAAGUUUCUCCCUCCCCCUUCCACUUUCUCUGAAAAAUCAAUGGAAGAAAAAAAAAAUCCUCGAGUGAGGAUAAAAAAAAAUACCAUCUUUGUCCGGAGGAGCUCACAAUUUAACGGGGAAAGUGCUAAGCAUCAUUAAGUAAUCACUUCAGUAAAAGCUGUAGAAAGGGUAACAGGAACACGGGUUCCUGCCUUUCUUAUCACUUACAUGGUCCAACAGGGAACAAGAGAGCUCUUGUAAUAGUUAACGCUUGAGUGCUUUCCUUGUGCCUCCGCGUUCCACGUGUUAAGUCUCAAGUCACACCCCCCAACCCUGUGUCCUCCAGCAGUGUCACCUGCUCCCCACUGGAGGACACAGGCACGGAGCUUACGUAACCCGUUACCCCUGAGAGGCAGGUUCGGCACCGCGCUCCACCGGACAGAAUCGGAAAAACCAGAUGAAUCCCAAGAACAAACUGGUGAUUUCCCCGAGGGAACGGACGAGUUUGGAGGAGUGAUGGGUUCAAGGUACAGAAGGAGCAGAGGCAAGGGUCUACUGACGAGAAGGCUGCAGAAGUUGGCACAGGAGUUUGAAAAACAAAAAGGCGCUUCUCGGGGCUGCAUUACUCAGCGGCGACUAGGAAAGCAGGAGGGAAAGAACCGGUGAACGACACCUGCGGAGCCCCCCGGAUCCCGGGGACCCAGGAACCGGUCGGAAAUGACAUCAAUAGAGAGGCUGGGCGCUCAGCGGUACAGCGGCCUGGGGACCACCGGCCGGAAGUGAGGCAGCGGAAGUCCCGCCCCGGAGGCGGUGCCGGGUGUGAGGGGCGUCGCGAUGGGCGGGGAGAAGCUUCGCUGGUCCUCCAGGAACCCUGGAUCCCCGACAGUUUUGCAGAACACUGGUAUCCAUGGACUCUAACAUGGACUUCAUUUAAAGAAAUCCACGGACCAUUAACGGACAAAAACAUGAGUCAUUUUGUAUUGUGGCAUUCAAAUCCUAGCACUUUGGGAAAGGUUUUGGAGCCCUCCCUUACAUCAGAACUCUAUUCAGAUAAUCCUCUGAGUGUCAUCUCAGGGCCUCGGGCACACUCAUGGCACGAUGGCCGACCCUCAGGAGCACCUGAGCUGCUCCUCCUCCCCACACUUACCCUUGAGUGAAAACAAAACCUUCAAUGGACUGCAAGAUGAACUCCCGCCCAUGGGGAGCCACCCUUCACCCAAGCUCCUUAAGGACCAGCAGGACAAGGGGGUGGUGCAAACCGAGCUAACGGAGGGCAUGCACAGCCCCAUCACCACAACAGUGUUGACAAGUGUGAGCGAGGAUUCCAGGGACCAGUUUGAGAACAGCGUUCUUCAGCUAAGGGAACAAGAUGAAUCGGAAAUGGCCGUGUCUCAGGGGAACAGCAACACUGUAGAUGGAGAGAGCAUGAGUGGAACAGAAGACAUCAAGAUUCAGUUCAGCAGGUCAGGCGGUGGCAGUGGUGGAUUUCUUGAAGGACUGUUUGGAUGCUUAAGGCCUGUAUGGAAUAUCAUUGGGAAGGCGUAUUCCACUGAUUACAAAUUACAGCAGCAAGAUACUUGGGAAGUGCCAUUUGAGGAGAUCUCAGAGCUGCAGUGGCUGGGUAGCGGAGCCCAAGGAGCUGUUUUUCUGGGCAAGUUCCGAGCAGAGGAGGUGGCCAUCAAGAAAGUGAGAGAACAGAAUGAGACGGAUAUCAAGCAUUUGAGGAAGUUGAAGCAUCCUAACAUCAUCGCUUUCAAGGGUGUUUGUACUCAGGCCCCAUGUUAUUGUAUCAUCAUGGAAUACUGUGCCCAUGGACAACUCUACGAGGUUUUGCGAGCGGGCAGGAAGAUCACGCCUCGAUUGCUAGUAGACUGGUCCACAGGAAUCGCAAGUGGAAUGAAUUAUUUGCACCUUCACAAAAUUAUUCAUCGUGAUCUCAAAUCACCUAAUGUUUUAGUGACUCACACAGAUGCAGUAAAAAUUUCAGAUUUUGGUACCUCUAAGGAACUCAGCGAUAAAAGUACCAAGAUGUCCUUUGCUGGCACAGUCGCGUGGAUGGCACCAGAAGUGAUACGAAAUGAGCCUGUCUCUGAAAAAGUCGAUAUAUGGUCCUUUGGUGUGGUGCUUUGGGAAUUGCUGACAGGAGAGAUCCCUUAUAAAGAUGUAGACUCUUCGGCCAUUAUCUGGGGUGUUGGAAGCAAUAGCCUACAUCUUCCAGUUCCUUCCACUUGCCCUGAUGGAUUCAAAAUCCUUAUGAAACAGACAUGGCAAAGUAAACCUCGCAACCGACCUUCUUUCCGGCAGACACUCAUGCACUUGGACAUCGCGUCUGCAGAUGUUCUUGCCACCCCACAAGAAACUUACUUCAAGUCUCAGGCUGAAUGGAGAGAAGAAGUGAAAAAACACUUUGAGAAGAUCAAAAGUGAAGGGACUUGUAUACACCGCUUGGAUGAAGAGCUGAUUAGAAGGCGGCGAGAAGAGCUCAGGCAUGCUUUGGACAUUCGUGAACACUACGAGAGAAAACUUGAGCGGGCUAAUAAUUUAUACAUGGAGCUGAGUGCCAUCAUGCUGCAGCUGGAAAUGCGGGAGAAGGAGCUCAUUAAGCGUGAGCAAGCCGUGGAAAAGAAGUAUCCUGGGACCUACAAGCGACACCCUGUCCGUCCAAUAAUCCACCCCAAUGCCAUGGAGAAGCUCAUGAAAAGGAAAGGCGUGCCUCACAAACCUGGGGUGCAGACCAAACGGCCGGAUCUGCUGCGAUCAGAAGGCAUCCCCAGUGUGGAGGUGGCUCCCGCUGCAUCCCCUUUGUCCGGAAGCCCCAAAAUGUCCACCUCAGGCGGCAAGAGCCGGUACCGGAGCAAACCACGCCACCGCCGGGGGAAUAGCCGAGGCAGCCAUAGUGACUUUGCAGCAAUCUUGAAAAACCAGCCGGCCCCCGAAAACUCACCCCACCCCACGUAUCUACACCAGGCUCAACCCCAGCACCCUUCUCUGCAGCAGCAGUACCAGCAGCCCCCUCCCGCCACGUCUCAGAGUCACCAUCCCAGGCUCAAUGUGCACGGCCAGGACAUUGCCACCUGUGCCAACAACCUGAGGUACUUUGGCCCCGCGGCUGCCCUGCGGAGCCCGCUCAGCAACCACGCUCAGAGACAGAUGCCUGGCUCCAGCCCUGACCUCAUCUCCACAGCCGUGGCAGCAGAUGGCUGGAGAAGUUCUGAGCCUGCCCAGGGCCAGGCCGGCCCCUGGGGCUGCUGCCAGGCUGACCCCUAUGACCCCUGCGUCCAGUGCAGGCCGGAGCAGUGCGGGCCCCUAGACAGUCCCUUUGCUGAGCCGGUGGGGAGGAGCCCCGACCUUUUCAAGUCACCAGCACACAAUCUCCUCUCAGAAAAUGCCCAAGGUUCUGAGAAAAUGGAAGAAAAUGAAGAAUUCAGUGGCUGUAGGUCUGCCUCGUCCCUUGGCGUCCCUCAUCACAUCACCCCACCAGCGCUACCUCGAAAAACAAGGCCCCUUCAAAAGAGUGGAGAUGAGUCCUCAGAAGAGGAAGAAGGGGAAGUAGAUAGUGAAGUUGAAUUUCCACGAAGACAGAGGCCCCAUCGCUGCAUCCGAAGCUGCCAGUCGUAUUCAACCUUUAGCUCUGAGAAUUUCUCUGUGUCCGAUGGCGAGGAGGGAAAUACCAGUGACCACUCAAACAGUCCUGAUGAGUUUGCUGAUAAACUUGAAGGCCGCCUGGCAGAGAGGCUCGAUGACCUGCUGUCCCAGACGCCGGAGAUUCCCAUCGAGAUCUCCUCGCAUUCAGAUGGGCUCUCUGACAAGGAGUGUGCCGUGCGCCGCGUGAAGACGCAGAUGUCUCUGGGCAAGCUGUGUGUGGAGCAGCGUGGCUACGAGAAUCCUAUGCAGUUUGAAGAAUCGGACUGUGACUCUUCAGAUGGGGAGUGUUCUGAUGCCACAGUGAGGACCAAUAAACACUACAGCUCUGCUACUUGGUAAUGAGAGGACACCCAUCCUGAAGAUGACGUGACAAUACUGAUGUUUCAGAUCCGCCCCACCCCGAUUCCUCCCGCUCUCCCCCUGCCUUUUUGUCUGGGAAGAGAGCUGCCCCAUCUUUCUUACCCCUAGAAAUAAGCUGCAAUAACAGGAACAUGAGACUUCGCAAAUCUCUGGAAAAAAAAUAUCCAAAUGAAACUAAGUCUCACUGAACAUUUCAAUCAAGAAUGGCAGGGAUCUAUUUUAUUGAAUAUUCUAGCUACUGUAACAUUGAUAUUUAUUUUUGUUUGACAUUUUAACACUUUGUACUGUAAAGAUUGAACUAUAUAUGAUAGAGAGAGAGACAAUAAUUUCUUGCAAAAAAAAAGAGAGGAAGAAAGAAGUGGAAUUUAGAAGCAACAUUCUUGGUAAUUUGUGGGGCCAAGAGGUAUUAUUAUUGCUACUUGAACAGGGGACCAGUUCUUUUGACCAUAAGUGACUGAAGAAGAGCCAGAGCAAGACAUGUUGAGCAUUUUAGAAAACAAAGGACAGCAAAAGAAAAGCAAUUCCGGGUAACUUGUGAAUAGACCACAUUUAAGUUCAACCAGCUUAUCCUUUGGGUGAUGAAAAUUAUCUAGAAAAGUUUGGUAACCAGAUACUUGCACCCAAGGUCUUUGAGGGCAUGUGCUUCCUCUAGGAGGAAAAAAAAAACUAUAUGUGAAAACUGGUUUCAUUUUUAUUUAUUUUAAGCAGCAUUUAGUUGUGAGACUUAUGGAUAGAGUCGAAUCUUCCUUGACAAAUAUUUACCUUUUAAAUGCUGUCAUUGCCAUUACCUUGACAAAUGUGUGACCUUGACCAACGUGCCAUUUCCUCAUAGCCAUUUCCUUUCCACCUGGUGACCACUUCCUUUAGGAAAAAGGGGAGGGCUGAGAAGAAGAGAAGGAUAAGAGAAAAAGGAAACUGACCACAGUGUUAGAAAAGCAAACGUGGAAUUUGUAAAAGUACGUUGUCAGAACCUCUCAGUUCCGCUCGUCCAGAAGGUGGAGCUAGCCCUCUGUGGAACCAGGUUGCUUGUCUACUAGAGUCAUAUUGAUUCAAACAGGAGAACAGACUUUGAAGGCAGCUAGGGUGUGUGUGAGUCUGUCCAAUGUCCAAUCACAAACCAUUCCCUUGUUUUUACUUAUUAACUCAUUCUAUCCUGUAAGCUUUAGUGACUGGCUUCCACUAUCAGAAUAAAGGCAAAAUAAGCAAGUUGCAAAAGACACUCCCCACCACAAUAUCCCAGCAUAAUAGCAUUUUUGUUCAAAGCUGUUUGUGAAAGGUAUUUUACUUUUCUUCGGAUCAACGCAAUUUUAAAUCAUUGGAUUUGGGAAUUUGUGCAAAGAACAACUGAUGCUGAGCAGCAAUUGGGAAGAUUUUGCCUUUUCCAAAGCAUGAGGUCCUUCCUAUCCAGGGUCAUGGGCUCUGAAAAGCAUGCCAAGGUACAUCAUGGUACCUCAGCUGUAAGCCAAUUUUUAUGUAGAAUUUUAUAUAAAAACAGAUAUCGGCCUCGUUCCUGUCUCUGUCUCCAAGAUAGAUUACUGUCAAACAAAGUCUCUAGGCUCAGAAUCUGAAGGCGAUGGCUAGAGUCUUAGACACGGCAUCGUGUUGGACAUUAGGAAAGACUUACACAUAUUGGCAUUAAACCAUUCCAGUGCAGGUGGAAACGUUGCCCUCCGCUGGGUUUCACCGAUUGCAUCAGCCAAAAAGGAAAGGCAGGAGGGAAUUGAGAGCAGUUCCUUUUGCUUGUCUGAUCCCUCAUUUGUUUACAAUUUAUGUUGAGGUAUUAAUUUAAAAUUUACUGUCUUUUAAUUUAUAGCUCUUAAGUAAGAUGAAGGAAAAUGUCUAACUUAUACAGAGAACAGUAUUGUUUGCAUUAAAUUAUUCCAUUUUGUAUACAUUCUGUAGCUGGACUACAUGAAAGAUCUUAAGUUAUGGCAUUAUUAUCAUUGUUAUUUUAUUUUAUAAUAAUUAUUGUCAUUCUCAUUUUCUGUCGAUCAGAAGGUGUGGUUUACAGUGUAGCACAAUGAUUGUGUUUAUCGCUAACCAUGAAUUAUCGUGAAUUUUUAUGAUUUUUAUGAAGGAAUGAAAAUGAGACUGCCACUUGGGAGCUCUCCAGUAUUCAUCUUAGGUGCAUUCCCUCAUUUUCUGUGUGCAACAAUCAUCUGAGGAUGUGUGCUCUGCCCUGGAGCCCAGUGGGCACAUGGUGACUUUGACUUGAUCGUGGAAGCUCCUGGGUGGGCAGAUAACUGAGUGGAUGGACAAAUAGUUCAAAGGCUGUAAUCUUUCUCAAGUUUCUUAAAUAAAAUCAUGAGACUACA
Myotis brandtii (Brandt's bat) is the source of this 7349-nucleotide messenger RNA. RefSeq names its product mitogen-activated protein kinase kinase kinase 13 (gene MAP3K13). The record is from RefSeq and is a predicted model, not a curated record. Gene Ontology annotation, molecular function: protein homodimerization activity; ATP binding; JUN kinase kinase kinase activity. The transcript has 15 exons. Bases 2128 to 5013 code for a protein of 961 amino acids. Gene Ontology annotation, biological process: protein autophosphorylation; JNK cascade. NCBI's taxonomy places the organism in Eukaryota, Metazoa, Chordata, Mammalia, Chiroptera, Vespertilionidae.